AUGGCUCCCUUUGCAGUGGAGUUAUUCGCAGCAAGUAUGAUUUUAUUUAUGAUCUCAUAUGUUAGUUUUUGGUUCACAAAGCUGGUAUUUAGGCGAGGCGAAUCAUGCUAUGUGAUCGACUACGAAUGCUACAUGGCGCCGAAGGAGAGAAAGCUGGACACCCACCAGUGUGCGAAGAUUGUUUCCCGCAACAAGAAUCUGUGUAUAGAAGAUCACAGGUUCCUUGUAAGAACCAUGGUUAAUUCAGGCCUUGGUGAAGAAACUUAUUGCCCAAAAAGCAUCAUAAUGGGUGAAGAAGAAGACCCAAAACUUGUUGAUUCUGUAUCAGAAAUAGAAGCCGUGUUCUACGAUACGCUGGAUAGAAUAUUUGCCAGAUCGAAAAUUUUGCCAUCUCAAGUUGAUAUACUUGUGGUGAAUGUAUCGCUACUCUCAGCAGUGCCUUCUUUAACGUCUAGAAUCGUUAAUCAUUACAAUAUGCGAUCCGAUAUUAAGUCGUUUAAUCUCUCAGGAAUGGGGUGUAGUGCAAGUCUAAUUAGCGUCGACCUGGUGCAACACUUGUUCAAGGCUCACAAGAAGAAAAUAGCCAUUGUUGUGAGCACAGAAUCAAUGUCGUCUCAAUGGUACUCUGGGAGAGAAAGGUCCAUGAUGAUCUCUAACUGUCUUUUCCGGGUAGGAGGCUGUUCGAUGCUUUUAACCAACGACAGCGCUCGCAAGAAUCAGGCCAUUUUGAAGCUCAAAUGCUUGGUUCGAACCAAUUUGGCUUCGGAUGACGAAGCCUUCCACUGCUGCAAGCAGUCAGAAGACGCUCAAGGAUAUAAAGCCAUUUAUCUCAGCAAAACUCUCAAAACAAUUGCUGCUCGAGCUUUGACGAAGAACCUAACAGUGCUGUUACCACAAGUGCUUCCACUUUGGGAGAUAAUUCGUUAUCUAUUGUUCAAAUCUAGUUCGAAAAUCAACCUUAAAACUGGAAUCAAUCACUUCUGCUUACACCCUGGUGGAAGAGCCGUGAUAGAUGAAGUGGGUGAAAAUUUAGGGCUAAACGAGUAUGACCUUGAACCAGCUCGAAUGACGCUGCAUCGUUUUGGGAACACUUCGUCUGCUGGGCUUUGGUUUCAAAUCCAACAACUGUAUUUGGGAGGUCAUGACCUCAGACUUGGAUCGAACAAAUGUUUGGAAAGAUAUGAUCCAAAAUUAUCCUCCAAAGAAGACCAUAAACCCUUAUCUGGAGAAGUUAGGAUGGAUCAAUGA
Messenger RNA from Lactuca saligna, 1248 nucleotides. The record is from the annotation of a GenBank genome assembly. NCBI's taxonomy places the organism in Eukaryota, Viridiplantae, Streptophyta, Magnoliopsida, Asterales, Asteraceae.